CUUGAACAAAUCAACUAUCCACCACAAUACAAAACCAAUAAAAAAUACAAGUACGAAACCAAGAUCUUUAUUCUUCACUAGGCAAAGAAAAUAUGGUGCAACCCCAUAUCAUUUUAACAACAUUUCCAGCACAAGGGCAUAUUAAUCCAGCACUUCAAUUUGCCAAAAAUCUUGUCAAAAUGGGCAUAAAAGUGACAUUUUCUACAAGCAUUUAUGCCCAAAGCCUUAUGGAUGAAAAAUCCAUUGCUAAUUUUCCAAAGGGGUUGAUGAAUUUUGUUCCAUUUUCUGAUGGAUUUGAUGAUGGUGUUGAUCAUUCAAAAGACCCUAAAUUUUACAUGUCACAACUUCGUAAAUGUGGGAGUGAGACUGUGAAAAAGAUUAUUCUCAAUUGCUCUGAAAAUGGAAGUCCUAUAACUUGCCUUCUUUACUCCAUUUUUCUUCCUUGGGCAGCAGAGGUCGCUCGUGAAGUUAACAUCCCUUCUGCUCUCCUUUGGAGUCAACCAGCUACAAUAUUGGACAUAUACUAUUUUCACUUUAAUGGUUAUGAAGAACAAAUGGCUAACGAAUCCAAUGAUCCAAAUUGGUCCAUUCAACUUCCAGGGCUUCCACUAUUGAAAACUAAAGAUCUUCCUUCAUUUUUACUUCCAUCAAGUGCAAAAGGAAGCCUUAGAGUUGCACUUCCCCCUUUCAAAGAAUUAAUAGACACAUUGGAUGCUGAAAUUAAUCCUAAAAUUCUUGUGAAUUCAUUUGAUGAAUUAGAGCCUAAGGCACUCAAAGCAAUUGAAGGUUACAAGUUUUACGGAAUUGGACCACUAAUUCCUAGUGCUUUUUUAGAUGGAAAUGACCCUUUGGAUUCUUGUUUUGGUGCUGAUCUUUUUGAGAAAUCAAAUGAUUAUAUGGAAUGGUUAAACACAAAGCCAAAUUCAAGUGUUGUUUAUAUAUCAUUUGGGAGUCUAAUAAAUCCAUCAAUAAGUCAAAUGGAGGAGAUAUCAAAGGGGUUGAUAGAAAUAGGGAGGCCAUUUUUGUGGAUAAUGAAAAAAAAUGAAAAAGACAAAGAAAAUGCGAAAAAGAUUGAUUGUAUUGAAGAGUUGGAAAAAAUAGGGAAAAUUGUCCCAUGGUGUUCGCAACUCGAAGUUUUGAGACAUCCCUCUCUGGGAUGUUUUGUUUCGCACUGUGGAUGGAAUUCGGCUUUGGAGAGCUUAGCUUGUGGAGUGCCGGUCGUGGCGUUUCCUCAAUGGACUGAUCAAAUGACAAAUGCCAAGCAAAUUGAAGAUGUGUGGAAGAGUGGAGUGAGAGUGAAUGUGAAUGAAGAUGGUGUUGUUGAGAGUGAAGAAAUGAAAAGGUGCAUUGAGUUGGUUAUGGAUGGAGGGGAAAAAGGGGAAGAAAUGAGAAAUAAUGCUAAGAAAUGGAAAGAAUUGGCUAGAGAAGCUGUGAAAGAAGGUGGAUCUUCACAUAAGAAUUUAAAGGAUUUUAUUGAUGAAGUCGCUAAAGGACAAGGAAACAUCAAUCCAUGUAUUCAAUUUUCCAAGAAUUUGAUCAAAUUGGGCGUAAAUGUCACAUUCUCCACAAGUCUAACAGCUUUCAAUCGAAUCUCGAAUCUUCCAAAUAUACAAGGAUUAACAUUUGCUCCUUUCUCUGAUGGUUUUGAUGGCAACUUUAAAGGGUCAAUAAACAAUUUCCAUGAGUUCAAUGCUUCAUUCAGGACUAAUGGUUCUGAAUUUGUGACGAAUUUAGUCGAAAACAGGACGAAACAGGGCCGUCCCUUUAAGCGUAUCAUCUACACGACGUUAACUGCUUGGGUCGGUUUACUGGCCAAGAGCAUAAACGUUCCAUCGACGUUUCUUUGGAUUCAACCAGCCACAGUCUUGGAUAUUUACUACUAUUUUUUCAAUGGAUUUGAGGAUUCUAUCAAGAAUUGUUCAAAGGAUCAAUCUUUAGAGCUUGAUGGUCUGCCAGUUCUGUCUCGUCGUGAUUUCCCUACGUUCGUGUUUGCUGAUUCGAACGAUUGGACAUUAGUGGCCAUGAAAGAACAUGUUGAGUUACUGAAUAGCGAGAUAAGUCAAAAAGUGCUUGUGAACACUUUUGAUGCUUUAGAAUUUGAUGCUUUGAGGGUUUUAAAGAAUGUGACUAUGUUGGGAAUUGGCCCUUUAAUUCCUUCAGCUUUUCUUGAUGGAAAUGAUCCUUCUGAUACUUCAUUUGGAGUUGAUAUGAGACAGAGUUUAGAUAAUUACAUGGACUAUUUGGAUUCUAAGGCUAAAGAAUCAGUAAUAUAUAUAGCAUUUGGUAGUUAUGCUCAAAUACCAAAUCAACUAGUGGAAGCAAUUGCUCAAGGAUUAGUGUUGUGUAAAAGGCCAUUUUUGUGGGUAAUUAGAGAGGGACCUAACGGUGAAAAUCCAUUUGAAAAGUUGAGUUGCAAAGAGGAAUUGGAAGAGUUAGGGAGAACAGUGCCUUGGUGUUCACAGGUGGAGGUUCUUCAACACCCUUCUGUGGCAUGUUUUUUGACUCAUUGUGGAUGGAAUUCGAGUAUGGAGAGCUUGGCUUCGGGGGUGCCGGUUGUGGCGUGUCCACUUUGGAGCGAUCAAUUAUGCAAUGCAAAGCUUCUUCAAGAUGUUUGGAAGACUGGAGUGAGAGUGAGCGCCAAUGAUGAAGGCGUUAUUGAGAGGAAUGAGUUCGCAAGGUGUAUGGAGAUUGUGGUUGGAGAUGGGGAAAAAGGGGAAGAAUUAAGAAAGAAUGCCAAGAAAUGGAGGGAUUUGGCUAAGGAUACCAUGAAGGAAGAUGGUUCUUCUAACGUCAAUCUCAAGGCUUAUGUUCAUGAGGUUUUUGCUUGAUGAAUCAUUUGUAUGUUAAAAGAUUUUAAAAAAAGAAAAAAAGGAAAAAACUAUGGUCAUGCAGUUCAAUAAUAGCUUCUUGUUCAUAUCAA
Lycium barbarum (goji berry) is the source of this 2920-nucleotide messenger RNA. RefSeq names its product UDP-glycosyltransferase 75C1-like. NCBI's taxonomy places the organism in Eukaryota, Viridiplantae, Streptophyta, Magnoliopsida, Solanales, Solanaceae. The coding region runs from base 93 to 2828 and encodes 911 amino acids. The record is from RefSeq and is a predicted model, not a curated record. The transcript has 3 exons. Gene Ontology annotation, molecular function: UDP-glycosyltransferase activity.